Sitophilus oryzae (rice weevil) is the source of this 459-nucleotide messenger RNA. RefSeq names its product craniofacial development protein 2-like. The record is from RefSeq and is a predicted model, not a curated record. Lineage: Eukaryota; Metazoa; Arthropoda; Insecta; Coleoptera; Curculionidae. The coding region runs from base 1 to 459 and encodes 152 amino acids. The transcript is spliced from 2 exons.
AUGGAUAUUGUGGUGCUGUCCGAGACAAAGAAGAAGGGACACGGUUCAGAAAAUUUGGGACAGAAAAGUCUGAGACGAUGUAUCACCUCCUGGGAACCAGUUAGCCCACGCCUCAUCAAAAUGAAUUUGAGUCUGCAUGGAAAAAAUAUCACGAUAAUAGGAGUAUAUGCAGUUAACGAUGAUACCCUAGUUAAAGACAAAGAGGAGUUCUUUGAGCAACUUUCCUAUGAAAUUUCAAAAAUAGGACAAUCCAGAGAAAUAAUACUGACAGGAGAUCUAAAUUCUAGGAUAGGAAAGAAACUACAUGAUAAAAUAGUAGGCCAGUUCAGAGAAGCAACUCUUAACGAUAAUGGAAAUAGACUUAUCAAUAUAUGCGACCAAAAUAACCUCCGUAUUUUGAACGGAUUUUUUCAGCACCGUGACAUAAGUACACCUGGAUACAACAUUCUAGAAAUUUGA